CUACUGCUGUCAUGUGGCUCCAUCUACUGGCGGUGUUGGGUCUGAUCCUUCUGUACAGAUGGUAUAGGCAGAAUCAGAUACUGGAGAAUCUCUUAGACAAAUAUGUCUUUAUUACCGGAUGUGACACUGGAUUUGGUAACCUGUUGGCAAAACAGCUGGACAGCCAUGGGAUAAAUGUUCUGGCUGCUUGUUUGACAGAGAAGGGGGCACAGAUUCUGCAAAAAGAGGCAUCCAGUAGACUUCAAACAGUAAUACUGGACGUAACUGACAGUCAAAGUGUCAGUUCUGCUGCCAAGUGGGCUUCCACUCUUGUUAAAGAAAAAGGUCUCUGGGGCCUAGUGAACAAUGCGGGCAUUGGUAUUCCCGGAGGCACCAACGAAUGGCUUACCAAAGAUGAUUUUAUGAAGGUUAUAAAUGUAAAUUUACUGGGUACCGUGGAUGUUAUACUUCAUUUCUUGCCCUUGAUCCGAAAAGCAAGAGGGCGAAUCGUCAAUGUAAGCAGUGUGGCUGGUAGAAUAAAUAUCACUGGUGGAGGAUAUUGCAUAUCCAAAUAUGGAAUAGAAUCAUUUUCAGACAGUCUUCGGAGAGAAAUGUAUCGGUUUGGAGUGAAAGUGUGCAUUAUCGAACCCGGAUUUUUCAGUACACAAAUAACCAGUACAGAUUUACAUAAAGAAAAUAUAAAAAGAUGUUGGGAGAAGUCCUCUGAGGAAAUCCGAGAAGCCUAUGGAGAAGAGUAUUUUAGAAAAAUUUGCAGCUCUUCUGAUAACGUUGGAGCACUCUGCACCACAAAGCUAUCUCAUGUUACAAAUUGCAUCGAGCACGCACUGAUUGCAGUGCACCCAUGGGCACGUUACUCUGCAGGCUGGGGUGCCAAAUUCAUACUAGUGCCUCUCUCUUACCUUCCCACAGCAGUUUUGGAUUUUCUACUUAUCAUGGGGCAGCCUAAACCUGCCCAGGGAAUCUGA
Molecule: messenger RNA, 965 nt
Organism: Nanorana parkeri
Lineage: Eukaryota; Metazoa; Chordata; Amphibia; Anura; Dicroglossidae
Product: retinol dehydrogenase 16-like
Exons: 4
Coding region: 12-965 (317 amino acids)
Molecular function (GO): oxidoreductase activity
Source: RefSeq, a predicted model, not a curated record